This is a messenger RNA of Annulohypoxylon truncatum, 552 nucleotides long. RefSeq names its product TspO/MBR-related protein. The transcript has 2 exons. The coding region runs from base 1 to 552 and encodes 183 amino acids. The record is from RefSeq and is a predicted model, not a curated record. Gene Ontology annotation, cellular component: mitochondrial outer membrane. NCBI's taxonomy places the organism in Eukaryota, Fungi, Ascomycota, Sordariomycetes, Xylariales, Hypoxylaceae.
AUGACUACCUCUAUCCCUUCUCUCAUCUCAAUCCCAUAUAAUGUAUUCGCGAACCCGGCAGCCUCGAUCUUGUUACCAAUUGCAUUGGGCACAACGGCAGGUCUCAGUUCUGGGGUCAAGAAGUCACAGACCACGUAUCGUGCGUUCAAGCAACCGCCAUUGAGUCCACCAGCCCAAGUCUUCGGUCCCGUCUGGACGCUUCUUUAUGGGUUGAUGGGCUACGCAUCUCACCGCGCUGUGACCGCGGCCCCAUCUGCCCUUGCCUCGCCAGACCAGAUGGGAGCCCUGUAUACAGUACAGCUGGGUAUGAAUAUGCUGUGGAUGCCCCUGUUCUUUGGGAUGCGUCGAGUGGAUCUUGCGGCAGCUAAUAUUGUGCUACUUACCGGUCUCAAUGGGUACCUGACGUAUUUGUACUUUUCAGUCGACAACCUGGCGGGUUGGUGUCAAGUACCACACAUGGCCUGGCUUGCGUUUGCGACGUACCUGACAGGCGGAGUGGGAUAUCUGAAUAACUGGGAUAUUUCCGAAGCCAAAUUAGCCAAAAAGUCAUGA